ACCGCUCCCUCCCGUUGGGGCUCUGCCUCCUCGCUUUGAUCCCAGGCGAUGCGAAAUCGAUCCCUCCGCCCCUCCACCGCGGGCUCUCAAACCACCGCAGACGCCCGCGCCACUGAUCUCGCCGUCCUCAUCGAAUCCAGGCCACUCUAAACCCUAAACCCUUGCCGCGAUGCAGCCGACCCCCGGCGCGACGCGGGCGCCGCUGCCGGCGGCGGUGGAGGCGGCGCUCGCGCAGCUCGAGCGCAGGCUGCGGCAGGCCGCGGAAGCCCCGGCGCGCCGCGGGCUCGCGGAGCUCGGCGAGGCCGCGGCGCUGCGGGUGCUGCGGAAGAUCGGCGCCUCCCAGCGGGAGGUCCGCACGCUCACGGGCUACAUCAACUACAUGGCCGCGAAAGAGGCGCUCGAGCGCAACGCGGACGGCGUCGACACCGCCGAGAGCGUCGCCUGCAAGCCCUCCGCGCCUUGCUCCGGAGAUGAAUCUGUAUACGGGCCGCAGUGCCUUAAUGAUGUCCAAAUGCAAGAAGUAGCUUAUCUAUCAAACAAUAGCAUGGAUGAGGCUGAGAGCCAGGCUCAUGAGGGUUCUCUGGCAAUGCUGCCAGUUGAAAACCCAUCCAAUUGGAUCUCUCUUGGGGGUUGGGACCACCGUGGUUUUGGAGGUGAUGCAAUUGUCCCAGCAAUCGCUUCUCCUGUAAACCACACACCAAUGCAGUUCCAGAGUCCUAUUAGAGCAAGGGCUCCUACUGCACCAAAUCAAACCCCUGCUUAUUGCAGCCCCAAUCAGGAGACGGUUCCUACAGGUCCAAGAAACGAUUCCGAAAAAAGAGUUCUGCAGGAUGUUUUAAGAUGUCUUAAGGGAGUUGGGCCAUUUGGACAUCCUCUGGGCCCAGAGAGGGCAGAAAUGCUACCAAAGCCGCCAUCGAAUCUUGUUGUGCGAGAUGCAUUGAUGGAAUCAGCAAACCGUCAAAUCACAGAAAAUCAGGCAGCAAGCCCUCGAAUGCGCGCGCUGGAGCAUUUGGAGUUCAGCAAGAGAUUUCUGAUACUGGGUUAUCUUUGUCAGAAUGACAUAAAUGAUGAAUAUGUACUGACCGUGAACUACAUUAAGUCGCUGAAGUCCCUGUCCAUGGCUCAGUUUGAGUCACAGAUUUGGAUUGACUUUGGAUUGAAGAAUUUUAGGGCGUCUAAUAGAGCAGACUCGGAAAGAGCAAAGAACCUUGAUUUGGAUCCAGGUAAGGCUACACUGUAUCAUUGUAAUUAUGAGAUAAGAGGGGAUUCUGUUGUACGAGUUUUCAAGGGUCCAUUUACAGAGAAUAAGAGGACUCAUCUACAGAAGAUUCUUGGUGAUGAUAAUGUUCUAGUAGUGAAAUUUAUGGCCAAUUCAUCUGAUAAAGACAAUGAUUUCAAUAUAUACCGUCAGCACUAUCAUAAGGUUGCCGAAGAUGGUAUUGUUUUGGGUUUGCGGCACUACCGUUUUUUUGUUUACAAGGAUGGAGGGAAAGAUAAGAAAAAGAAAGAUGCAGAAGAAGGGAAAAUCAAGAAUUUUAAUCCAUCUGUCAGGUGCUACUUUGUUUGCACUGAGUCGGGUUGGAUAGGGGAUGGGCCUUUUAUACUUUCCAACAAACCAAUCGAUCAGUUCCGCAAACUAUUCAUGCACAUCCAUACCGCUCCCAACUUGGAGAAGUUUGUGUCUAGGUUUGCUUUGAUAUUAUCGAAAACUGUUACACUGGAGGUUGAUCUAUCGGAAGUUCAUGUUAUAUUGAUUGAUGACGAACCUUGCCGGAAUGAACAUGGGAAUGUUGCAUAUAAUGAUGAUAGGGAGCGUUUGAUCCACACUGAUGGGACUGGCUUCAUAUCUGAAGAUUUGAUGAAGAAAUGCCCCGCAAUAAUUAUAAAAGGGAUGAAAUUACAAGAUUUUAUGCAUCGGGGAGACAAAUUGCCUCUUCUCAUACAGAUCCGUCUUUUUUAUAGUGGAUAUGCUGCAAAAGGAACUCUUCUAGUUGACAAAAGGCUUCCCCCCAAUACUAUUGUCAUCCGAUCAUCCAUGGUGAAGAUAAAUGCAGAUCCAAAAUUAUCCAGGAUGCAAUCUUUCAGUUCUUUGGAAAUAGUAUCCACAAGCCAUCGACCCAGAAGGGCAUAUACAUCAAGGUCCCUAAUUGCUCUACUUCAGCAUGGAGGAGUUAAGACAGAAUUUUUUAUGGAGCUUCUGCAGGAUGCAAUUGAAGUGGCUGAGAAUGCUUGCUAUGAUUUCAAAGCUGCACUAAAACUUGCAUCUGGUUAUGCUAAUAUGGAGGAUGCAAUGACGGAGCGAAUGAUUCAUUCUGGAAUUCCACUAGAAGAGCCAUACUUGCAAUCUCGACUGAUUUUCAUGGCUAACCUGGAAAGGAAAGGACUCAAAGAAGGAAAGCUACCAAUUGAUGACUGCUACUCUUUGAUGGGUACAACAGAUCCUACUGGAAAGCUGAAACCCACAGAAGUUUGUGUGAUACUUGACAAUGGACAAAUUUCCGGAGAUGUGCUUGUUUAUAAGUCACCUGGGCUACAUUUCGGUGAUGUACAUGUUUUAACUGCAACAAGAAUUAGUGGUCUUGAGGAUAUUGUCGGGUACUCCAAAUAUGCAAUACUUUUCCCUACUUCUGGCAAACGAUCUUUGGCUGAUGAGAUGGCCAAUAGUGAUUUUGAUGGCGACAUGUACUGGGUCUCAACAAACCUUAAGUUACUGAAGCAGUUCAAUAAAAGUGAGCCUUGGGUUCAACAAAUCAAACCCAAGAAGACCAAGCUAAAGGGACCCAUGGAUUUUAAUGAAUUCAAUAUUGAAAGAAUGCUCUUUGAUUUUUUCUUGAAAGCUACAUUUAAACCCAGUUAUACAGUUGGUACAUCCAAUGAUUGUUGGACGGCAUAUAUGGACCGGUUCUUAACAGAAGCAGUUGAUAAGGCUGAAAAGGAUUUACUGUUGCCCAAGAUUAUUAAGUUGGUUGACAUUUACUAUUUGGCUCUUGACGCUUCAAAAUCUGGGGACCAGUUAGAAGUUGACAGAGCUGACAGGGUCACAUUGUUCCCACACUUCAUGGAGCGGAAAGCGAAUAACGAGCGGAAAGGGAAAGACUCCUACCAUUCAAUAUCUAUUUGGGGCAUACUCUAUGAUGCAGCAGAUAAAGCAAUUAAACAACAUUCUGAGAAGGUUCAAGCAAUUCAGAUAUCGAUGCUUCCAUGCUUUGCUGAAAUGAAGGCGACUCCAGCCUGCACAGACUUAUGGAGAGCCCGCUAUGAAGAGUACCUGACAAAGAGCCGCCAAAUUAUUAAUCUGGAGAAGGAAGAAAAGAGCGUCAAGUUUCAAAUCCUCUACCAAAACUACAAAAAUUUGCUCUACGGCGCCGAGGAGUUCGAAGAGAGCCCGAAGGACCGCGGCGAGGUGUUCGCCGAGGCCUGCGUGAUCUACCGCAUCGUCUACGAGCGAGCGGCGUCCACCGGCAUCGGCAAGUGCGGGUUCGCGUGGACCGUCGCCGGUGCCGCGCUGUGCGAGCUCUACGCGCACACGUACGGGGGAAUAACCGUGCGCUGCCCGCUCCCUGUGCUCCGCAAGCUCUACAGGUAGGGUCCCCGCCGGCGGCAACUUACUAGUUGACCCGACGUACGGUCGGGUGACCACAAAUUGUGUACAAGGAACCUGUUUUAUGUAUGUUAAUAUAUGAACUACUGUAUGGGACAUAUGAUACUGGUAGCUGACGUUGCGAAACUGCUGUAAGUUUGUACCUACUUCGAGCGGGGAAUGCAUGCUGUACAUAUAGUAGUAUUUCGUUCGACUUCUGAAA
Molecule: messenger RNA, 3803 nt
Organism: Panicum virgatum (switchgrass)
Lineage: Eukaryota; Viridiplantae; Streptophyta; Magnoliopsida; Poales; Poaceae
Product: probable RNA-dependent RNA polymerase 3
Exons: 19
Coding region: 170-3586 (1138 amino acids)
Biological process (GO): siRNA processing
Cellular component (GO): nuclear RNA-directed RNA polymerase complex
Molecular function (GO): RNA-directed RNA polymerase activity
Source: RefSeq, a predicted model, not a curated record